UUUCCGGUCAUCUUUGACCUGCUGUAAAAACGCGCGAAGGGAGGUUCGAGAAUCUUACGACACGUGAAAGAACUGUAGAAGAAAGGAAUGAAGAUUUCCAAACGUCGUGUUCUCUUCUAAGACCUGCUUCUGGAAAAAUUAGUGCUGUUAGCCAAUCAUGCGUGGAAGGAAUUCACUCGUAGUGCACAUCUGAUACUACCGUAGAAAAGUUUCGGUCAUGAAGUUCUCUGAACUCGCAAACAGGAUCAUCCAGUCAAACGAACACCACAGCCACGAUGGAGUUCGCAAGCAUAACUUCAGCGGAGAAGACUUCAAGAAGCUAAGGAAAUGCUGCUCGGAGAGCUCGGAGACUCCUAUAUGCAGGCCAGUUUUCGAUCAGCCGAACUUCAAUGACUUCCACGAACAAAUUGUCAAAGAGAAGCCUACGAAGUCCGCUCUGGCGAAGAAAGUCGCCAAAGAGAAACUUUCCUCGAGAAACAUCAAAACUCGGCUCCUGGCGUUUUUCCCGAUCAUCACCUGGCUGGGCCACUAUAACAUCAAAGCGGACCUAUUCGCUGACGUCAUAUGUGGACUCACAGUGGCCAUCUUCCAUGUACCUCAGACUCUCGGCUACUCACUUCUCGUAGGGGUGAACCCUAUCAACGGCCUCUACACGGCGAUCUUCCCCAUGUUAAUGUACUCGAUUUUCGGCACUUCGCGUCAUAACUCGAUUGGAGCGUUCGCGGUAGUUUGCGUGAUGACAUCCGGCGUCGUACAACGGGCAUCGAAGGAGUUCGAUCGGGAUGGGGAUGAGUACGCCGUUACCGUUGUCACGACGCUGGCAUUCUUCGUCGGAAUUUUCCAGCUCGUCAUGGGUGUACUGAACAUGGGAGGUUUGAGCGUUUUCCUUAGCGAGCAGUUCGUCUCCGGAUUUACUGCUGGUGUAUCGGUGCACAUCGGGUCGUCACAGCUGGGAGGACUUUUUGGAAUCAAACUACCCAAAUACACUGGUCCCUUCCUCUUAAUAUCGACUUACAUCGACUUCUUCAAAAAUAUCGGUCGGACACAUGUACCCACGUUAUCGCUGGCGAUCAUUGUGAUCCUGGUGAUCUUGGCAGUGAAACAUUUCGUCGAUCCCUACCUCCUGCGCAAGUUCCAUAUGCCGCUGCCCAUCGAGAUCAUCGUUGUCAUAAUCUGCAUAAUUUUCUCAAAUGCCUGUGAUCUCAAAAACAAUGGCUUCGAUACGGUGUUGGACAUACCAAACAGCUUCUUGGCUCCGAAAAUACCGGAGAUGAACGUCGAUCUCAUCAAGUUCAUCCUUGUGGAUUCGAUUCUGAUCGCCAUCAUUUCCUUCACGGUAGCCGUCUCCUUGGGGAAGAUCUGGGCCCGCGACAGAGGCUACGAGAUGAGACCCAAUCAGGAAUUCUUCGCUCUUGGCAUCAGCAAUUUUUUCGGCUCAGUCUUCGGCUGCUUCCCCGCCGGGGCUUCGGUUCCGAGAAGCUCGCUACAACUUCUCGCUGGUGGCCGGACUCAACUCGUGAGCCUGAUUAAUUCCACGCUCCUAAUUUUUGUGGUGCUCGCCCUCGGCAAGUUUUUGAUCGGGAUACCGAAAGCGACCCUAUCCGCAAUCAUCGUUGUGUCCCUGAAGAAGAUUUUCAUGCAAGUUCGGGAUUUCAAAACCUUUUGGAGGUUGUCAGUCAUAGACGGCCAUGUUUGGUUGGUUGCUUUCUUCGCGACCGUGGUCAUCGAUGUGGUCAAUGGACUCGUCAUCGGAGUCGUUUUCUCCUUGCUCACACUCGUCUACAAAGUACAAACACCGCAAACGUUCCUUUUGGGCAAUACACCGAACUCAGACUACUACGUCCCUUUGAAACUCUACGCCCAGUCCCGUGAAGUACCUGGAGUGAAGAUAUUCCAAUACGGCGGUCCGCUCCACUUCGCCAACACGGACUUCUUCAAAUCGGAGCUCCUGCGGAAAUCCGAUCCAAACUACACACUGAAACACGAGCAGAUGGGCCACAAGCCGGUGAGGUACAUCGUCCUCGAUUUCUCCCGGGUGACUUUCAUCGAUGGCUCCUUCGCUCUCUUCCUACGACAGUUGGCAGAAACCUUCACCACGGACGGGGUCGCGAUUUUCAUCGCCGAUUGUGCCCCAAAAGUUUUAUCGACUCUGAGGAAGGCAGGAGUCACGAAGGAGAUACCGGAAACACAGUUCUUCCCCUCCCUGCACGACGCCGUCAUGCACACUCAUGACAGCCAUCGGGGACAUCAUCGACAUCUUGCGUCUAUUGGACGACAAGCCUCAUUCAAUGAAACUUUCGGGCCCGAUAGCCUCGCGACCGUUGCCUCUGCAUACGAGCACAGAGUCGAUGUCGGAGACGAGAAUGGCCAUGCUGCUGCAUUGUGA
Messenger RNA from Galendromus occidentalis (western predatory mite), 2386 nucleotides. RefSeq names its product sulfate transporter. Gene Ontology annotation, biological process: transmembrane transport. Gene Ontology annotation, cellular component: membrane. NCBI's taxonomy places the organism in Eukaryota, Metazoa, Arthropoda, Arachnida, Mesostigmata, Phytoseiidae. The transcript is spliced from 10 exons. The record is from RefSeq and is a predicted model, not a curated record. The coding region runs from base 218 to 2386 and encodes 722 amino acids.